AUGUGUUUUUCGCAGAGCGGCAGGUUGUCAGCACAAGCGGCAGACACGAUGAGAUCUAUCAAGUGCGUAGUUAUCGGGGACGGGGCAGUCGGUAAGACGUCGCUGCUGAUCUCCUACACGACCAACAGCUUCCCGCAGGACUAUAUCCCGACGGUGUUCGACAACUACUCGACGACGAUUGCGGUGCAGGACCCGGCGUCGUCGACGGGGGAGCAGCAGUUGUUCAAGCUGAACCUGUGGGACACGGCGGGGCAGGAGGAGUACGACCGGUUGCGGCCGCUGUCGUACCCGCAGACGGACAUCUUCCUCAUAUGCUUCAGCAUCAACGAGCCGGUGAGCUUCCAGAAUAUCCGGGACAAGUGGUUUCCGGAGAUCAAGCACAACACGAACUACGAGAACAUGGAGCUGUUCCUGGAGUGCGGCAAGUACCCGAUCCUGCUGGUGGGGACGAAAGCAGACCUGCGCGACGACGAUCACGAGGAGGACCGGCUGCGGGAAAUGAACACGGAUUUCGUGUCGCAGGCGGAGAUCGAGCGCGUGGUGCAGGAUUGCGGCUUUAUGGGGUAUGUGGAGUGUUCUGCGGCAACACAGGAGGGCGUGCGCGAGGUGUUUGAGCGCGCAGUGAAGUACGUGGUCUACGAGCCCGACCGGCUGAUGAACCGCAGCAAGAACAUGUCGAUCCUGGUAAACUCGCCGCUGCCGCUGGAUAGCUACGCGAACGAGGAUGCAAGCAACCCCAAGAACAAGGGCGGCGACCCGAGUGCGGGCAGCGGGCCACUGAAAAAGGCGGUUGGCGAUGACGGCGCGCACGGCAAAGAGCUUCGCGUUUCCGCGGACAAGCUCAAGAAAAAGAGGAGGAAGAGAUCUAGAUGUACGAUCCUUUAA
This is a messenger RNA of Eremothecium gossypii ATCC 10895, 885 nucleotides long. It is a transcript of the gene RHO5, whose product is annotated as Rho family GTPase RHO5. NCBI's taxonomy places the organism in Eukaryota, Fungi, Ascomycota, Saccharomycetes, Saccharomycetales, Saccharomycetaceae. Gene Ontology annotation, biological process: regulation of actin cytoskeleton organization; establishment or maintenance of cell polarity; regulation of cell shape. Gene Ontology annotation, molecular function: GTPase activity; GTP binding; protein kinase binding. Bases 1 to 885 code for a protein of 294 amino acids. The record is from RefSeq and is marked provisional. The transcript has a single exon. Gene Ontology annotation, cellular component: cell cortex; cell projection; cytoskeleton.